Messenger RNA from Ceutorhynchus assimilis (cabbage seed weevil), 2770 nucleotides. NCBI's taxonomy places the organism in Eukaryota, Metazoa, Arthropoda, Insecta, Coleoptera, Curculionidae. The record is from the annotation of a GenBank genome assembly.
UGUCAAACGAAAAUGUCAUGGGUGGUGUGAGGGUGUUCCCGGAACGGUACCGCGAUAUUCCCAUUGAAAAAUAAUAGUUUUUAAAGUAAAAUCUCUAUAUUAAUGCCAAAUAAUUUAACAAACAUUAAUUAAUUAAUAAAAUUUCGAAAGUCGAGUGCAAAAAAAAAAAUGACGUCGAACUUCUAUAAUCAAGCGAUGGAUACAUUUUGGUCGCCCAAAGUUUGGUUGCCUCCCAAUACCUCUUGGGCGGAUAUCUCCCCGGAAUCCAGUACGGAAAUCCACCACGCGGACCACAGGCACCUUUUCUAUCCCUUGCCCAUGGCCCUUGUAGUUUUGUUAAUCAGAUAUCUUUUUGAAAAAUAUUGGUUCGCACCAGUAGGUUUAAGUUUAGGAAUUAAGAGUAGUAGACCUAAGAACGCCCCGUCCAAUGAAAUUUUAGAAAAGACGUAUGCGGAAUCAAAAAAAUGGAAGCACAAACAAAUUCAAGGAUUGGCCAAACAACUAGAUAUGACCGAGCGACAAGUAGAAAGGUGGUUGAGGUUGAGAAAAGGACAAAACAAGCCCUCGACUUUAACUAAAUUUUGUGAGAACGCCUGGAGAUGUACAUAUUAUACUUUUAGUUUUGUUUAUGGAAUUACAAUAUUGUGGGACAAGCCUUGGCUAUGGGAUAUUAAUGAGUGCUGAGCUAAAUCUUUUAUACUAAAGUCAAAGCACGAAGAAGAAAACACUCAACAGGCCCAAUUAGAUCUUUCGGAAAGUUUUCAUUUAAGAAGAAACAUAUCUAUUGACAGUGAAGUGCUGGCAAGACAAAAGAGGAUUAACAAAUUACAAGAACAAAAAAGAUUACAAAGGCGAAUAAUGUCAAAAUCGCACGAACAUUUAGAGGAUCAAGUGAUAGAGCAAUUAAGAAAAUUGAAUUUUGGUGACUCUUAUACCAAGCAAGAUAAGGAAUUCCAAAGAAGACAUCCGGCCUAUUUUUCUGAAAGAAAUUUUCAUAGAAGAAGCCUAAAUUUGGAAGAAUAUGUUGACAAAAACAAACAUUCAUAUUGUCAUAGAAAUAGUGGUGAUGUAGUGAGUAAUUUUGAUAGAAACAAUCCUGCUUAUUGUUCAGAAAGAGUUCAAGCAACAAAAUCACCUGCAACAUCUCUCAUACUUGGAUCUGAUGGGGAUUUUCUUUUAAAUAGAAAAAGUGUUGAUAUGAGUCAUAAUUUCCAAAGAAGACAUCCUGCCUAUGUAUCAGGAAAAACAAAAACAGGCAUUAAAAGCCUAAUCGAUAAAAUAGUUGGUAAUAGAGACAGAGGAGAAUAUUCUGACACCAGUAGCUAUUCAGGAUGUUCAACAGGCUCGAGUGCAGCUAGCUUCAGUUAUGAAGCUUCAAAAAGGAACAAUUUCCCUCACCAAUCAGUUACCAACGACAUUUGGUGGUACUACAUGUUCUCGAUGGCAUUCUACUGGUCCCUAUGCGUCUCCCAAUUCUUCGACGUCAAACGAAAAGACUUUUGGCAGAUGUUCAUCCAUCACAUCGCCACCAUAUUGCUGAUGUGCCUGUCCUGGAUUGUGAACGUUUUCAGAGUGGGUACAUUGGUGUUGGUCGUUCACGAUUCGGCCGACAUAUUUUUGGAAGCCGCCAAAAUGGCCAAGUAUUCCGGCUACCAGAAGGUCUGUGAUGUAAUUUUCGCCAUAUUCACCCUGCUAUGGAUAGUUACUAGGUUAGGAUUUUUUCCAUUCUGGAUUAUACGAAAUACUUCAAUAGAUGCACCAAAAAUCGUACCAAUGUUCCCUGCCUACUACAUCUUCAAUGGACUAUUGUGCAUUCUUUUGGUACUCCAUAUUUUCUGGACAUAUCUUAUUGUCAAAAUCGCCAUAAAUUCAUUAAACGCAGGCCAAAUGGAUGGCGAUAUUAGGAGUAGCAGUGAUGAUGAUUACAGUGAAGAAUCGAACAAUUCCAAUUCUUUGGUUAACCAGAAUCAUAGCAAGGGUGAAUGAAAUAAAGUUAGGAUGAAUAAUUAGUUUAAAUGGUCCACAACACUGUGAGCUUGUUUUAAUUAGUGUGUACCGGGUACUAUCCUAACCAAAGAACUGUUACGUUUAAUGAACCUGUGCACACUAAAAAAUACACUUUGCUUUUUAAGAUCUCUUGUUGGAUACUAACUUUGAUAUUGCAAUUAUUAUUAAAUAUGGCCUUAUUUCUCUGUAAUCAUUUUAUUAUGCUUAUUACAACCAUUUGAAAAAAAAUUAUAAUAAGUAAAGUUGGUACUUAAAAUAAUGUCUCGCUGUGAAACUACAAAAAUAAUUCUUUGCCUUUCAUAUUCUCCCAUUUUGAGUUGGUAAAAAUUACCUUCCUAAUCUUGUGUGUAACAAAUAUGCAUGUCUAUACAAAUCAUGUACGCAAAUGGUUUAUGGAUUUUAUUUAAGUUUUAUAACCAUUUUUGUACACAUCACUUUCUAUGUAACUUAUACUAGGGGCUUCAUAAAUGAUUUCAAAUAUAUUUUUGGAACCUCUACAAUUAUAUCCGAAGUAUUUAAUUUCUUUUUAGGAUAAUUACUGCCUACUUGGUUAAGUGCAAGGGGACGAACUCCUAAAUUUAUCCCCUGUAAAUCCAAAGAUAUAUUUUUGUUUGUAUUUAUUUUAUUUGUAGCAAAUACAAUCUAUAGAUUAUAAUUGAUUUUUCAGUUUUUCUCUUUCUCAGCAUUCCAAUAUUUAUUGUUUUUGUAAAAACAUCACAGUUUUUUUUUUAUAUUGCACCUUUUUCUAUUACAUGUUUAAAAA